CAUAGCGACGUGCACGCAGCGGCCAGGUCAGACCCGCUGGUCCCCUGCUGGCCGGAGGAGAGAGGCGGUACCAUGAGCCACGCAGUAACCAUCGAGGAGCCCCAGGCCCAGCCUCAGGUGUCUCAAACUCAGUACCGGACGAGGUUGCGGGCUGGGAACCACAUCUCCAAUCGAGUGUAUGAUUUUCUGUACGAUCCAUUGUUUAUUGUGUCAAGUGAGAAAGACCACACACAGGCAAAUGUCCAAGCCACCCUGAUUCGCAGCAGACUGAGAAAAGUUCCCAGGUUUAAAACCAUGUUCAGUAACCUGAUCCAUUAUCCAAGAUAUUCUCUAUAUUGGAGCAAGUCAGAUCCUGUCCCACCAUUUAUCAGUCGGGAAUGGAAGGGACAUGAGGAGAAACACAGAGAAGCCCUCCGGCAGCUUGCCAUAACUGACACUUCUUUUCAGAUGCCUAGAGAAGUUUAUGAAGAUCCUGAAGUUACUGGAAAGAAUCGCUAUAAAUACUUUGAAAGGCCUUUUCUUCCAUUUUUUCAGCAGAUGCCAUUCAGUGUUGUUUAUGCCAUAUCCAAGGCAGAACCAUACACUUUUCCUCCUACUUCUACUAAGCACCUAUCCAUCCCUUCAAAGUCGACUGUGGGCACUCAGACUGAUUAUCGGGAUGCUGAUGUUCAAACAGACCCAUACUCUCCAGAAUAUGUAGUAUGUCAGGACUCUAUCCCUGAGCUCUUGACCUUGGCUACACUUACUUGGGGUCGGGGUCUCCCAGCAGGACAAGCUGAGGUGGAGAUGAUAGAAAGAGCCCGCGAGAAGCAUGUUUGGGAAGCCACUCUCCCUGCUCUGAGUGACACCUCCCAGUUUGAGAAGAGGAGGAAGAUGAUGAAUGAAAUGGAGAGGAAGGAGUGGGCCUUCAGAGAGCAGGAGAUUGAAAAACUGCAGGAGAUUCGCCUGGAAGUUCUAAAAGAGCUAUUGAGGAAGCGUGAAGAGAAUCAGAAUGAAGUGAAUAUGAAGCACUUGAAUGCACGGUGGUCUAAACUGCAGGAGGCAAAAGAGGCAAAAAUGGCAAAAAUUCAGCGCACACAUGUAUCAACAAUCAGAAAACUUGCAGGAAAGGGAAAGAACAUAGAAGGGAAGUUGGAGAGAAGAAAUAUCAUCAAGGAUUAUUCUGAUUAUGCAUCACAGGUCUAUGGACCUCUGUCGCGUCUUGGGUGUUUCCCAGACAAUAACUCAGAGGACUUUGUAGUAAAAAACUACUAUCUCAACACCUAUGAAGGAUUAGUCGAACUUGAGUCAUGUCUCCCAGAUUUUGUGACACAACCCCGAAUCAGAGCUCCAAAACCUAAAGUCAUUACCACCAAAGCUGGUUUUCUGAAGAGGGCAGCAAGGUUGGACUAUGAGUUGGCAGAGGUUCAUAAGGCACUGUUGGAUAAGAAAAAUAAAGUUCUUGAAGCCAGGAAACCCCCUCGCUUCCUUCAGAGAAACCCAAUACCUCAACCUCGGCUUCCAACUCCAACCUUGGAAAUGACUUCCAAUGAAGAAGAAGAAAUAGAAAUGGCUGUGAUCUACCUUCAAAAGUUACUCCGGGGCAGAGUCGUUCAGAACAUGAUGUUUGAAGGGAAAGAAAAGCGACUGGAGUUGAUCCAGGAGUUGCGCACCUGCCACGCACUACAAGAAGAUGAAAAGCUGGUGAAAAAAGCCGAGAAGCAAGUGACCCUGGCCUUACAGCGGCAGAGGAACUUACAUGAGCACAAGGUGUCACUGGUUGAAAACCAUUUGGCUGGACUGGAAGGAAGGGCACUGGCAGACAUGUUUGACUUCCUGUCCAAAGAGCUGGUGAGACUGCAGGAGGAGAGGAGGAUCCAUGCCUUUGUCAUGCUGGCCGAGCGCCAGCGGCGGGUACGAGAGGCAGAAGAGAGUGGUCGGCGCCAGGUGGAAAAACAGCGCCUGCGGGAGGAGGACGAGAUAUUUAAGGAGGUAGUUAAAGUUCACCAUAGUACUAUAAGCUCCUACCUAGAAGACAUAAUACUGAACACUGAAGCAAAUACUGCAGAAGAACAAGCCAGGGCAGAAAUAGAGAAGAUGGCUGAGAAAAUCAAUGACAUUGCUUAUGAAAUGGAAAGCCGCCGAACCUAUCUUCAGUCAGAGGAGAUUGUUGCUGAGUUGGUUUAUAGUUUUCUGAUCCCAGAGGUGCAAAAAUACUUUGUCAAAGAAAAAGUGAGGAACGCACAGCGGAAACAUAUUCUUGCAGCCCAUCAGAUCAUCCACAGUUACACAGAAAGCAUGGUUCAAAAGAGAUUAACUGAGGGACAGCAAGAUGAGGCCUCAAAUGCUGCCAUGUUACUUGAGAAAGAAACUCAAAAUGAGAACAACAGCUAAGAUUGUGAUUAAAAAAAUAAAAAGAAGCAGUGCGAAUCAUCAUAAAGAAUUCCAAUCGUCUGCACUUCUCCCAGAGUGUGCACUGCUCAUAAACUUGCCAAUGUGUGUUUCGUGAGAAAGGAGAUUUAUUUUCCUUAAACAUCCAAUAAUUUAAAAUGGUUUUCAGUAAUAAUAAUCAAAUGAAAAAUCUUCAUUCUCUUCAGUGUCUUCUAGACGCCCUACUUAAAAAGAACAUUUUGUUAUGUCUCAUUUCCAUAUUUUGUUAACUAUGAGGAUGUGCUGGUUUGUUGAAUCAAACAAAAGGAAAUGUUGUGGAAUAUUUUUCCAAGUAGUUUUGGUUCACUAUUCACAGGACAUUGGCACUAUCUACUAAGGCUGAUAAUGUGCAUAUUCCAUGACCCAGGAUUUUAUCUCCCAGAUAUGUAUUCAACAGAAAUGCAUGAGUAUGUGCACCAACACGCAUGACAAAAAUAUUUAUAGUAGUGGUAUUCACAAUAGUCCCAAACUGGAAACCCAAGUGUCCAUCUCCAUUGAAACAGAAAACUAUGCUUUGGUCUACUUCUACAGUGGCACAUCAACCCACUUUUGAGCUUUAGAUCUAAGAAGUAUGUUCAUGCAACAGCCAUAGAGAUGGUGCUGUUGAAAGGCAAUCUGCCCAUCCUGUGUUUUGACAAGCAUCAGGAUUCCAUGAGGAUUCUUCCUCAAAGACUGGCAAAUAGGAAAAAACAGUAAAUGAGCAAAAACAUCAACAUGGAGCUCAAGUAAAGAAUUUAUAAAGGAAAGUGUGUGCUACUCUGAAAACAAUAAAAGCUUAUGUUAGAAAAUAUCUUACUGUAAGAAACAAGUAAAAUUUCAGAAACAUUUGCUGGGUGUUUUUAAUGGAGUCAAAAAGAAAGAGUCUUUUCAGAAACUAAAGUAGGGAAUAAUAAAAACAAACAAGGUCAAAAAAUAGACAGAUGCAGGCUGAAAAUGAAAGAAAAUGGGCUAAGAUGGGAAAAAUGUAAAAAGAUUUAAAAUCCAGCAACAAAAUUUACACAUUCAUUUGGAUGCAGUGAAAAGGGCAGAAAUAUCACAGCAGAGAAUAAAAUUGGUAAUGUUGGCAACACAUUUAUUAAGUGCUCCAACAUGAGAUGGGAAGGAAUGGGCAAAGUGAUUAAAAUGACAGAAGUUAGCUGUAGAUGGCCUAUCCCACAGCAAUCAGAGUUCUUGAAGAAGAAACCAGAACAAAUAAGAUAGAAACAAUAAUCAGAGUUUAAUAAUUAAUUUUCUGAGUUUUUUUUUUAAACUAAUUAUACAAACUUGAAAGGGUUCACCUUGCCCUAGCAAAACUAGGAUUGGGGCACCUUUUUUCCCCCGAGGAUCACUGACAAAAAAACACUGCACCAAUAAGGAAGCAACUAAAUUUUGUUUUGUUCUUUUAAAAAUGCUAACCUGAACUAGGUAAAGGUUAUAUCAUUCGCUUUUGAAAUAAAACAUCGGGAACACAAAAUGAGAAGUGAGUUAGGUUGGGCUGAUGGGAUAGAAGGUGGGAGGCGAAUGCUAUACAGCUGGGAAUAGCAGACUUUCUGUAAAGGGCCAAAUGGUAACUACAUUAGUGUUUGCGGGUCAGAUGGUCUCCAUCAUAACUGUGUACUCAACUCUGCUGUUGUAGGGUAAGAGCAGCACUAGGUGACACAGAAAUUAAUGAGCAUGACUGUGUUCCAGUAACAUUUUAUUUUAAUUAAAAUCAAUUCAUGUUUGAAAAAGGAUUUAAAAUAGCUUCUGAUAAAGGACAUACAUAAUGAAACUUAAAAUAUGAUAUUUUCUUUAAAAAUCUUUAUCCUUAUGUAGACUUCUAAAACUAUGUUUUGUAUUUAGACUGUCAAGGAAAAUAUAAGUUUUUAUACAAUUCUCAUUGACUAAUCGAAGUUUACUAGGAGAAGAAAACUUUUUCCUGGUACUGGCAUUCUUUUACUUAUAAUGGCUUGAGUUAAAAAGCUCCAACUUUUCUAAUGUUUGCUUUUGAAAAUAAAACACCUAUAGUGACAAUAAAAACACACACUUAAAGCCA
This is a messenger RNA of Rhinopithecus roxellana (golden snub-nosed monkey), 4423 nucleotides long. It is a transcript of the gene CFAP91, whose product is annotated as MYCBP associated and testis expressed 1. The record is from RefSeq and is a predicted model, not a curated record. The coding region runs from base 73 to 2373 and encodes 766 amino acids. The transcript has 18 exons. Lineage: Eukaryota; Metazoa; Chordata; Mammalia; Primates; Cercopithecidae.